This is a messenger RNA of Amphiprion ocellaris (clown anemonefish), 783 nucleotides long. It is a transcript of the gene mrpl17, whose product is annotated as mitochondrial ribosomal protein L17. Bases 201 to 698 code for a protein of 165 amino acids. The record is from RefSeq and is a predicted model, not a curated record. Gene Ontology annotation, cellular component: mitochondrial large ribosomal subunit; ribosome. Gene Ontology annotation, molecular function: structural constituent of ribosome. Gene Ontology annotation, biological process: translation. NCBI's taxonomy places the organism in Eukaryota, Metazoa, Chordata, Actinopteri, Pomacentridae. The transcript has 3 exons.
AUUUGAUGAUACACCGCCAAUGUCAAACCCAGGCAACUUGUCGUUGACAUAACUGACCUCAGGAGUUGUGCUAAAAUUGUGUUCAUUGUCCUGUUUUCUUUAAAAAGGGCGGUUUAAGUGGACAGUACGCCUGGAAGUGGAUGGUUUUGGGGUUUACGUGUAUUUGUCGCGGUCUCUAGUAGGCGAAUCUAUCCGAGAAGAUGCGCCUCACGUUGCAAAUGUUGAUCUCCCACGGCCGAAUGGCCCGGAGGAUGGGUCUGGGACCGGAGUCCAGAAUCAACAUGCUGCGAAACAUUUUGACAGGACUGGUCCGACACGAGAGGAUAGAAACCACGCUGGCCCGAGCAGAUGAAGUCCGCUUCUACGCCGAAAAGCUGGUUGACUAUGCCAAAAAGGGAGACAAAGAUGAAAAGGCAAUGAAAAUGGCCAGUUUUUGGCUCACGGAAAAGGAUCUGGUACCGAAGCUCUUCAAGGUUCUCGCUCCACGGUUUGAGACUCAGUCCCAUGGAUAUACACGGAUGGCACGCAUCCCCAACAGACAGAACCUAGACAGAGCUAAGAUGGCUGUGUUGGAGUACAAAGGAAAUCCCUUCCCACCUCUUUAUCCUGCGAAAAAAGAAAAUGAACUGACUCUCAUCAAUCAGCUGCUCAAAGGCUACAGAGAAGAGCGAGCACAACAGUUAGAUGCAAAACUGUAAUUAAUACCAACUGAAGCCAAAAGCAGUUCUGUAUAACAACAUUUCUUUCUGACUGUGUAUUAAUAAAUAUUAUUUCUGAAGAUAA